AUGAUGUUUUUCAUCGUGGACGGACGUGUAACUAUUGAAAAGGAAAAUUCUCAGUUGCAAUUAGGCGCAGGAUAUCUUUAUGGAGAGGAACUUCUAGUUUCGCCGUUGUGGACUUCCUCUGGUGAUGCAAAACCCAUAAACGAGUCUGUUCGGGCCAUUGAUGAUGUUCAAGCCCUUGUUCUCUCUGCCACAGACAUGGCGACCUUGGGCUUUAGUUCCAGGCGGUCUAUCAACGAUUUGCGCAUGGUGGUAACUAUUCUUCAGAAAGUGCCAAAACUUGAAACUAUGGAUAAACAAGUAUUGAAAGCAAUGUCUCAUCAUCUUUCUUCGGUUAGCUAUAAACGCGACGACUAUAUUGUUCGAGAGAACCAACCAAUAGUCUCUAGGUUCAUGUCGCAUUUCAGCAAUUUUGCCUCUCCCUCAGAUGUCCGGUUGACUUGGCUAAAGAAAGUGGAAAUCUUUCAACAAAUGGAGGAACAAGUGUUGGAAGCAAUAUCCAAGUGCCUUAAGCCCAUGAACUUCAAUGUUGCCAAGCGCCAUAUUCUUCAAGAGAAAAAACCACUUAAAAUGAUGUGCUUCGUCAUGCGAGGAGUUGUAUCAAUUGAAAGCGAUAGUGCUAUGGACGUGAACGUUAAAAAAACCUGUGAAAUAGGAAGUUUCUACGGUGAAGAACUUGUACAUUGGGUUACAACUUGGGUAUCACACAAGCCCUUUCCUGCCAAACUACCUCUAUCACCUGGUUCUGCGCUAUGCGGCGUGCUUGGUGGUUCUGUCGAAAUCCUUGCUCUCAAAGCCGACGACUUGAAGAGUGUAGUCUCUGAUCAAUUCAGGUCGAAAUUCAGCAUGGAAACCGCCCUCGCUACAGAUUCUGAUCAGCCUCGAGAACCAUUGACCAUCCUAAAGAAUGUGGAAAGCCUUGAGGCUAUGGAUGAGGAAGUGUUGAAAGAAAUAUGCGACCAUCUUACCAAAAAAACGUAUAAAGAUGAGUACAUUAUUCUGAAGGACAAACAAAUGGAAAUGAUGUUCUUCAUCGUCGGUGGAGUUGUGUCAGUGACAAACGAGAGCUCGAAACAUUACAUCAGAGAAGGAGAACGUCCAAAUCACAGUGGAGAUGAACUUAUACAACAUUGGAUGCGAUCUAAAUGUACGGAAGCUAACGUUCCUGCCGAAUUGCCCCCCUCUCCUUUUAGUUUUUGGGCCAUCGGUGAAGUUGAAGUUCUGGUUCUUAAGGCCGAAGACUUGGCAAGGGUUCAGCCUGGUGAUCGAAUUGGUUCUUGAAGAAAUGGCAAGGAAAGAGUGAUGGCACGAUUACUUUUCCAAGGACAGGUUUGGUUUGCAAUUAAACAAAUCUGGUGAAGGCAUGUGUGUGUGUAUUUUUGUAUGCAGCCCCGCCUUAGUUGUGACCUUUGUUGGAAAAGAUAGGACGGUGGGGUAAUUGGUUGUACAUUAUUGUGUGGAGAUGUUGUGUACGUACUUUCUUUUUUUGACUGAAUUUUCCUCUGGGGAUUGUUUAUUAAAAAAGAAUUAUUAUUUU
Prunus avium (sweet cherry) is the source of this 1534-nucleotide messenger RNA. The record is from RefSeq and is a predicted model, not a curated record. Lineage: Eukaryota; Viridiplantae; Streptophyta; Magnoliopsida; Rosales; Rosaceae.